Molecule: messenger RNA, 1324 nt
Organism: Hippoglossus stenolepis (Pacific halibut)
Lineage: Eukaryota; Metazoa; Chordata; Actinopteri; Pleuronectiformes; Pleuronectidae
Gene: smndc1
Product: survival motor neuron domain containing 1
Exons: 6
Coding region: 163-879 (238 amino acids)
Biological process (GO): mRNA processing; regulation of alternative mRNA splicing, via spliceosome
Cellular component (GO): precatalytic spliceosome; nucleus; cytoplasm
Molecular function (GO): RNA binding
Source: RefSeq, a predicted model, not a curated record
GUGGAGUCAUCGCGAGAAACCGACGCAAGCUUCCGUCUGUGUAUUUGUGUUGGAGGACCGCGGCCCGACGGAGAGCGGACUGUUGUGAAGCCUUCGGAACAAUAAUCGAGGAGGAGAUUUGAAUGUUCGCAGUGUUCACAGAGAAGAAGGACUAACGCAGAGAUGUCGGACGACCUGGUGAAACAGUUGAGCAGCUACAAAGCUCAGCUGCAGCAAGUGGAAGUGGCUCUAUCCACCGAUCAAGACAAUGAAGAUCUGCUCAAGCUCCAGAAAGACUUACAGGAAGUCAUCGAUUUGACUAAAGACCUCCUGACCGCACAGCCCAGUGAUGGUGCGUCCACCACCAACGGCUCCGACACUGUCCCCGUGAAGCACAGCUGGAAAGUGGGGAACAGGUGUAUGGCUCAGUGGAGUCAGGAUGGACAGGUGUAUGAGGCUGAGAUUGAGGAGAUAGACCGAGAGAACGGCACUGCAGCUGUUACCUUCUCUGGAUACGGGAACGCCGAAGUGAUCCCUCUGCAGAACCUCAAACCGGCAGAGGAGGGGAAACGUUCUGAUGAGGACGGGAACAUGAAGCCCAAAUCAAGGAAAGAACAAAUAGCAGAGCAGAGAGAAUAUAAGAAGAAGAAAGCCCAGAAGAAGGUACUGAGAAUGAAGGAGUUGGAGCAGGAGAGGGAGGAGCAGAAGUCAAAGUGGCAAAUGUUCAACAACAAAGCCUACUCUAAGAACAAGAAGGGACAGGUAAAGAGGAGCAUAUUUGCGUCUCCAGAGAGCGUGAAUGGAAAGGUCGGAGUGGGAACAUGUGGUAUUGCAGACAAGCCAAUGACCCAGUACAACGACACGUCAAAAUACAACGUCAGACAUCUAAUGCCCCAAUGACCUCAUAUAUUCUGUACAUAAAACAACUCACUGUAUACCAGCUGUGUCAGUGCUUUCCAUUGUGUUUAUACAUGAUUUAAGUUUCUCAAGUGAAGAAAACUUUUAAUUGCUUGCACACCAUUGUUAAAAUAUUGAUGUAGUUUUCUUAUAUAUUAUGUAGGUACAACAACAAAAACAUUUCCCUCCCCGCACUAGAACAAGGUCACGUGUUAUGUAAGAACUGAUUGUGGUGUUUUAGUAAAGCCAGAAACAGUUUGCUGUUUGUGUCAAGGUUCCACCGAGACUGAACUCCUGCUAAGAUGUGUAUAAGCCUGUGGACUGGGUGUGUACAUUUGAGGUUGGAUUUUCAACACUGACCAGUUCUUUGUGUGUCUAAACAUUAAUAAUGGUGUUGUAUAUAUAUAUAACAGUGAAAUAAACAUUGUUUUGUUUUCAGUUUUUUAAA